Molecule: messenger RNA, 8318 nt
Organism: Corythoichthys intestinalis (scribbled pipefish)
Lineage: Eukaryota; Metazoa; Chordata; Actinopteri; Syngnathiformes; Syngnathidae
Gene: mllt10
Product: MLLT10 histone lysine methyltransferase DOT1L cofactor
Exons: 19
Coding region: 199-3015 (938 amino acids)
Biological process (GO): regulation of transcription by RNA polymerase II
Cellular component (GO): nucleus
Molecular function (GO): histone binding; nucleosome binding
Source: RefSeq, a predicted model, not a curated record
UUUUACCUCAACAUUUCGUCGUGAAGUGCUUGUUUUGGUUAAAAAUAUCGCUUUAGGAAAGCACGGAAUUCCGUUUUAAACAUGGAAAUUUGGUCUACCGGGACCCAAUGCGGCCAGGCGGAGGACCGAGAGGCUUGUUAAGCGAAGGAUUUGACACGUCUCCUGUGCUAUUGCUCCGCAUGUUCAAUUUCAUCGUAGAUGGUCUCCGGAGAGCGUUGUUUGCUGGUGGACACAGAGUUGUCGACGAGUAACAUGAAGGAGAUGAUUGGAGGGUGUUGUGUUUGCUCAGACGAGAGAGGUUGGGCGGAAAACCCCCUGGUCUACUGCGACGGACACGGCUGUAACGUCGCCGUGCACCAAGCCUGCUAUGGCAUUGUACAGGUGCCCACCGGUCCGUGGUUCUGCAGAAAGUGUGAAUCUCAGGAGCGAGCUGCUCGUGUGAGAUGUGAACUGUGUCCCCACAAAGAUGGCGCCCUGAAGAGGACUGACAAUGGCGGCUGGGCCCACGUGGUGUGUGCCCUGUACAUACCUGAGGUGGAGUUUGCGAAUGUCUCAACUAUGGAGCCCAUCGUGCUACAGUCUGUGCCCCAUGAUCGUUAUAAUAAGACAUGCUAUAUCUGCGAGGACCAGGGCAGAGAGAGUAAAGCGGCCACUGGAGCGUGUAUGACAUGUAACAAACAUGGCUGCAGGCAGGCCUUCCAUGUCACAUGUGCCCAGUUUGCAGGGUUGCUGUGUGAGGAACAAGGGUCAGAUGCAGACAACGUCAAAUACUGUGGUUAUUGCAAAUACCACCACAGCAAAUUGAAACACAAAGAACGGGACAGACACAAACCCAAACAUAAGAAGACCUCCAUGGACAUGUCCCCCUCCCUUGUUCUUCCAAACAUCAUGAUCCCAGAGAAGACCUUCAAUAGCAGCAGUUCUGUAGGAGGCGUUAUCCCAGCAUCCUCGCAGAAGAGACUGGACGACGGUAGUGCCCGUUUUACCAAUGCCAACUUUCAGGAAGUGUCGUCCACCCACUCUAUCGGAAGUUCCAAGGAUUGCCUUGCCGCUGAUGCCGGCAAAGUCACGUCUGACAUGAAGAGCAAGAAGAACUCUGGUGGAAGUCACGGGAUAGGACAGAGGGGCGGCCGGAAGUCUCUCACCUCCUCAGGGAAAGCUCUACCCUCAACUGCGGUCACCAUGACAACCUCUUCCACGGCUGCCUCAGCAGGGCCUUUCCACCAAGGGCUGCUGUUGACGAGUGCCAGCAAGACGGCGUCCGCCCCUACGUCUUCUGAUUUCCUAAGCUUCGCCGACUCCUCCUUGCGAACGGGAGGCGUGACUUCCUUCUCGUCGCCGCCGUCUUUUAGCUGCCUCGUGAAGCCGAAUUCAGAAAGUGGCGCUUCGGAGGGAACGACCAAUCUUUUCGGGUCUCUUGCAGCGGGCGCUCCUGCAGUAGGCGGAAAGCUGUACGAGAAUUCCCACAGCCUGUCAGCCUGCGAGACGACAAGCCUCAGCGGCUCCGCCGCCUACAAACGGCAGCAGCCCUCCGGCACCGGACAGGGAAUCACUGGAGCGACCACAGGAGGAGGGGAGGACGGCGUGAAGAAGAAAAAGAAAGGCAACUGGCGCAACAGAUUUGGACCGUGCUUCACAACGGACGCCAAGCCACCGGAGUCGUCCCCCUCCCACACUCUACCCGCUACCUCCACGGCAAAUGCCUCCUCUUCUCCCGCGGCCCCCCCUCCGUCAUCGUCCUCGGUGCUCUCUGGCCGGUCCAGUUUAGCUUCCAGCGCUGGCUUAGGAAUGGGAGGAGGAGAGAGGGGACUUGGGGUUAUAGGUGUCGGCAGCGGGAUUCAGAAGUCCCCCUCACUUCUCAGGAAUGGGAGUCUGCAAACAAACAGCAGCCCAGGUGUUUUCUCCUGUGGCGACGGGUCGUCAUUAUCGGGGCCCGGAGCCAUCGCCAUGGGCGGCGUCACCUCUGACCAACCGCAGCCCACGCCUUCACUGGCCCCUCCUUCACCCUUCACCGCCACCGCACCCCUGACCAGCACGGCCGCCACACACGUAAGCGGCCUUCCAGGGUCGGUAUUCAACUUGGCCCCCUCACAUAUGUUUGGGAACCGUCUGAAUCCAAACUCCGCCAUGGCAGCGCUCAUCGCCCAGUCGGAGGCCUCGCCCGCAGAUCCGGAGGCCGGAGACAGCAGCGUCGGUGUGCAGGGUUUCUCGAUAAGGGCUUCUCCCAAGACCACGCCGCGCUCGCCAAUUGGCGGCCUGCAGAUCCGCUACGACUCGUCAGGGUCGUUGCCAGGACCGGGGUUGGGGUUGCUAGGGGCCGGGGGAGGCGGCGAGACGCUGCCCCCGGUGGCCACCACCAUCGAGCAGCUCCUGGAGAGACAGUGGAACGAGGGACAGAGCUUCCUGCUGCAGCAGGGCGCGCAAGGAGAUGUGGUGGGCAUGCUGAAGUCUCUCCAUCAGCUGCAAGAGGAGAACAGGAGGCUGGAGGAGCAGAUUAAAACGCUCAGCAUGAAAAGAGAGCGACUGCAGCUUCUUAGCGCUCAGCUAUCAGUGCCUUUCACACCCACCUCAACCUCCUCCGAUAUAAAGGGAGGAAGCACUGACUCAUCUUUACCUGUGGCAGCUCAGGACAGCGUGUCAUGUGGUGGUCACAGCAGUAGUGGCUCCACCUCUUCCCUGUCGACACCCCCCUCUCUUUCCCAAAGUCCACCUCAGCCACAGCUGAACGGCGUCAUCGCCGCGGGGACCUCCCCAGCCGGGUUAGGCGGUAUGUCAGGACUGAUGGGCACCUUUGGAGCCGGCGGUACGCUCGGCAUGGGGGGUAUCGGCGGCGGUCUGAACGGAGUCAUCCAGACGCCGGCAGUGACCGGAAGCCCGCACGCGACGGGAGCCGUCACCUUACCCGUCAAUAACAGUGCUGUCCGGCUCAGCUUGGCAGACCAGCAGAGGCUCCUUCAGCAGCAUCAGCUCCAACAGAUGCUGACAUCACAGCCCUCAGCAGAGCACUUGCAUUGACUUCACUCCUCGGACUCUGAAUCCUGUCUUGAAAUAUUUUUCUGAUCCGGACAACUUCCAUCACAUCAUUCAUUCCCCGUGCCACCUUAUCACAUCUUGCCCACACCGGUAUAAGUAACGCGGUAACAUCAGGACCAGCUGCUGGCCACAUUUCCUUCAUCGCUGGCCGUCAAACCCUUCCAGGUGCUCUUGUACGCGCAAGAGAAGAGUCAAAUUUCAAUAUGCCUACAAUUAAUGGACAGUUACAUCUUUUUUUUAAAUUCCUGCCUCACCCAUCCCCAGUCACCUCUGAAGUUGGCCUCCCAUGAAACGCAAAUUUAUUGAAAAAAUUGUCAUUCAUUUGUGCUGAAUUUUUUUUUUUGUUUGUGCUGCUAUGGUUUUUGAGAUAUUAACAAUUCUUUAAUUGGUCAAUCUGAGGUCAACCAGCCACCCCAUUUUGAUUAAAAAUGAUGUCAAUUGUUUGUGCUGUAAAAGUUUUCAUUUGUGCUGCUAUCAUUUUUGAAAUAUGAAUUUCGAGUGAUCACGUAACGCAGCCAACCAUUUAUUGCAAAACGGGCCCGAAAUGGAGCCAUUCCAUUCGUUUAUGCCACCUUUGUACUGCUAUCAUUUCACAGAUAUUGAGAUAUUAAUAUUGAGUCAUGGCGUCACUUGCUAACAUCCGCGACUGAUGGAGCGUACCAACUUUCUCAGUAAGAGGGGUGUCCCAACAACUAGCUUUGUCACCCCUUCCAGUCCAUUAUGCAGUAAAUGGGGGGUUUGUGAUAUUAAUUUCAAGUGAUGACAUCACUCGCAGGCCUUCCGUCUCCUAAAUUCCGCAACUGAUGGAGCGUACCAACUCUCUCAGUAAUAGAGGGGUGUCCCAACAACUAGCUUUGGCACCCCUUCCGGUGCAUUUUGCAGUAAAUGGGGGGUUUGUGAUAAUUAUUUCGAGUGAUGACGUCACUCCCAACUUUUCCGUAUCCAACUCCAAAUAACUGAGGGGUGUCCCGACUAAUUUUGCCACCCCUUCUGGUCCAUUUUGCAGUAAAUGGGGGGCUUGUGAUAUUAACUUUGAGUCACACUGUCACUCGCAGCCAUUCUGUGUCCAAAUCCCACAGCAAACAGAGUGUACCAACUCUCAAUAACAGAGGGGUUUCCCACCAACUAGCUUAAACAUAGCAUAAACAAACACCCCUUCCGAUCCAGUCUGCAGUAAACUGGGGCUUGUCAUAUUAAUUUCGAGUGAUGAGGUCACUCGCAAUUUUUCCGUAUCCAACUUCCGCGGUUGACGGAGCAUACCAACACUCUCAAUAACAGAGGGGUGUCCCAACAACUAGCUUUGUCACCCCUUCCGGUCCAUUUUGCAGUAAACGGGUGGGGCUUGUGAUAUUAGUUUCGAGUGAUGACGUCACUUUUCCGUGUCCAACUCCCGCAGCUGAUGGAGCGUACCAAUUCUCUCAAUAACAGAGGGGUUUCCCAACACCUAGCUUAAACGUAGCACGGACAAAUCACACUUCUUUUGAGAUCCAUUUUGCAUUAAAUGAGGGGCUUGUGAUUAAAAUUUUGAGUGAUGACGUCACUUGCAGCCCUUCUGUCUGUCCGCUGACAGAGCAUACAAACUCUCUCAAUAACAGAGGGGUUUCCCAACAACUAGCUUAAACAUAGCACAAACAAACGGCACUCCCUCGGGUCCAUUUUACAGUAAAGUGUGGGCUUGUGGUAUAAAUUUAGAGUGAUGACGUCAUUUGCAGCCCUUCUGUCCGGCGGCUGACGGAGCGUACCAACUGUUUCAGUGACAGAGGGAUGUCCCAACAACUAGCGCAAACGUAGCACAAACAAAUGGCACUCCUUUGGGUCCAUUUUGCAGUAAAUUGCAGGCUUAUCUAAAUUUCGAGUGAUGACAUAGCUUGCAGCCCUUCCAUCUCCUAACUCCAGCGGCUGACGGAGCGUACCAACUCUCUCCAUAACAGAGGGGUGUCCCAACAACUAACUUAAAUUCAGCACAAACAAAUGGCACUCCUUCCGGUCCAUUUUGCAGUAAACGGAAGGGCUUUUGAUGUUCAUUUCUAGUGAUGACGUCACUCCUAACUCCAGCAGCUGACUGGGUGUACCAACUCUCUCAACAACAAAAGGGUGUCCCAACAACUAGCUGUGACACCCCUUCCGGUCCAUUUUGCAGUAAAUGGGCGGCUUGUGAUAUUAAUAUCGAGUGAUGAUGUCACUCGCAACUUUUCCGUAUCUAACUUCCACGGCUGACGGAGCGUACCAACUCUCUCAAUAACAGAGGCGUGUCCCGACAACUAGCUUCAACGUAGCACAACCAAAAUGAGGGGCUUGUGAUAUUAAUUUUGAGGAAUGACAUAGCUCGCGGCCCUUCCGUGUCCUAACUCCAGCGGCUGAUGGAGCGUACCAACUCAAUAACAGGGAUGUCCCGACAACUAGCACAAAUGGCACCUCUUUGUGUCCAUUUUGCAAUAAAUGGGGGGCUGCGUGACGUCAUCACUCAAAAUUAAUAUCUCAAAAACGAUUACAGUACAAACUAUUGACACCAUUUUUAAUCCAAAUGGGGGGCUGGUUGACCUCAGAUUGACCUAUAAAAGAAUUGUUUAUGUCUCAAAAACGAUAGGAGAACAAACAAAUGACAUAAACUAAUCUAUAAAUUUGUGUCUACCAACUUCACGGAGGUUCUCCAGUCCGGUCUUUCUGCUGUGUCACUCUCUCAGGGGCCUCUCUGCACGAUAGCACGUGCGCUAGCAUUCAAGGCUGCUAACAAAAAAGGGCACAACACUAUGUUUUGUUAAAAAUACCAUUUAAAAAAAAAAGACUUUCUACAGUAGCGGAUGGAUUUCUGUCAUCUCUCUGGAAGUGUCUACGAAAAGACAAAGCUAUCUCAGCAAUUCCACUAUCAGCCUUCUUUUCGGUCACAAAGCCGGACACGAGAAAGCUAACUUAAGAGGGGACGCGUGUCGACGAGAGAAACUACUAUGAAAUGGGAAGGCACGUGGAAGCGGUCAUCCCUUUCGAAUGAACAGCUACCUCUUCAGCACACAGGACCUAAACGGCCGACACGAGUCGGCAAGAGUAGGGACCGGCCAAUCAGCGUCCACGCCCAAAGUGCCUGAGGCCAAGCGUUGAUUUGAUAUUCCUAUUUUUUUCCUCCGUCUUUUACUCUGCUCUCACCUACUGCUGCUGGCAAUUAAGCUGUGUUGCCAAGGCAACAGAUUACUAAACUCUCUGAUGUCACUUAAAACCAGGAAAUGUUUCUGUGCUGUUAUCUGCUAAAGCUAACUUUCAUAUUUUUUCUUAAUUUAUUUGUUCAUGUAAUGGGUUUCAGAUGAUUUUAUCAUCCAAGCCCACAGAUGUUCCUAUUUAACAUCACCCUCUACUACUGUGUAAAGUUUGUUUUUUUUCCUACUUUGAUUUAUUGUAAACAUUUUGAUUUGAGGUUUUUUUUUUUGUUGUUGCUUCAAAUGAUUGAAGGUGUAUGCAGCUACAUCUGUUCCAUUGACGGCGAUACGAAUGUUCAUUCGCUGUUAGGCCUUCCAGUUCAAACGGAUUGGAAGUCUAUUAGAGACUCACUUAAAGGGGAAGUUCAGAAUUUUUGACAUUAGGCUUAAUCAAAAAGUUAGUGGAGGUUUAAUUAGUCGGUGGAUUUCAACAAAUUCCAUGCAGUUUCUUAGUUUUUUGUUAGUUUCAAGGUUCCAGAGUGGCUAAGCUAGCGCGAGUCAAUGGUCCCUUAGCAUGCCAAUACAAAACAUGUGCACGCAUGAAAAUCGAAAGACAGCGAGAACCAAAAGUGGUAUUUAGUAUGUGGCAAAAAUGAUCUUGCAAUGUGGCAUUUUUUGCCAUGUGGCAAAAUGGGUUUUACUGUGGGGCACUUUUUUUUGCCAUGUGGCAUUUUUUGGCCAUGUGGCAAAAUGUAUGUUGCCAUGUGGCAUUUCAUUUUUGCCUGUGGCAUUUAAUUUUUGCCAUGUAAAAAAUGCAUUUUGCAAUGUGGCAUAUAGUUUUUGCCAUGUGAAAAAUGCAUUUUGCCAUGUGGCAUUUUUUGCCAAGUGGCAAAAUGGAUUUUUCCAUGUGGCAUUUUUUUUUAUUAUUUUUUUUUUUGCAAUGUUGCAUUUUUUUGCCAUGUGGCAAAAUGGAUUUUGCCAUGUGGCAUUUCAUUUUUGCCAUGUAAAAAAUGCUUUUUGCCAUGUGGUAUUGUUUUUGCCAUGUGGCAAAAUGGAUGUUGACAUGUGGCAUUUCAUUUUUGCCAUGUGCAAAAUGGAUUUUGCCAUGUGGCAUUUUUUUUUUUUUUUUGCCAUGUUGCAUUCCUGCCAUUUAAAAUGAAUGGAAAAUUUAGACGUUCAUAGCCGUCAAUGGCAUAGCCUUAUUUGGUUGCCAGUCGAAUGUCAAUGUGCUGUAACGUAAAGUGUAUGGUCCAAAAUCACAACCACGCGGUUUUCUGCCAUUCAAAAUGAAUUUAAAAAAUUGGACGUGCAUAGCCGUUAAUGGCAUAGCCUGACUUGGGUGCCAGUUGAAUGUCAAUGCACUGUAAUGAUAAGUGUAUAGUCAAAAAUCACAGCCACACAUGUUUUUCUGCCAUUUAAAAUGAGUGUAAAAUUUGGAUGCGCAUAGCCGUCAAUGGCAUGGACGUGCAUGGCCUGCAAAAAUGCUACACGGUCGAGUGUCUGACGUCACUCGACAAAAUGGCAAAUAAAUAACAAACAAACUGCACGGAAUUUGUUGAAAUCAGUUAAACCUACGCUAACUCGAAGAUUAACCCUAAUGUAAAAAAUUCUGAACUUUAACCGCUUUAAGGAUGAAAAGAAACCACAUGAUUGGACGUCUAUCAUCGUCAAUGGCACUGAGAGUUGAAAAGUUUUUUGAGGUCGUGUCUGUUUUUACCUCGUUCAGUGUAAAUAAUCUUCUUCCUCAUUGGCCGUUGGUGUACAUAAGCGUUGUGUGAUGAAAAGCCAAUGAAACCUCAGUUUGUAUGUUGUAAUUUUUCAAGGGGGGAGACGAUAAGGUUGAAGGUUUACUGAACACACAAAGUAUUAAUUUAUUUUUAUAUGUGCAGGGACAUUGUGUGUGUGUGGUUAUUUUUUUUAAAGGUUUCACACUGUUUUUCUUGACAUUUUCUACUCCAGGGCACCAUUUGUUUUCCCCAUCCGUGCACAAAAUGUUUUUAUGCGUUUGUACAAUUGAUAAAUUUAUGGUGUGCAGGGAAUUGACAUUGUAUUUCAGAUCACAAAUUAAAGAAACACUUUGGAUUAAGUGAUUUGCGUAUUUGUCUUUUCAAGGUGAUGGUUUUUAAAAUCAGUCAUUUUGUAGGAGAAUUGUAUGAA